Molecule: messenger RNA, 2108 nt
Organism: Vanessa atalanta (red admiral)
Lineage: Eukaryota; Metazoa; Arthropoda; Insecta; Lepidoptera; Nymphalidae
Exons: 8
Coding region: 200-946 (248 amino acids)
Source: RefSeq, a predicted model, not a curated record
AAUGCUAGUUUACUUAUAAUAAUAUACAUUUAGAAUAAGAGCGACAAGACGACGCUUUUAUUUGUUAUAAUAACGGUUAAUGAUUUAUGUUUUAACUGUGUCUUAGUGUUAUACACAACUAUAAUUUAAAAAAAAAAAACUUAUAGUGGACGAAAUUUUAUGCAUUUCCCAUUUUUUUAUUUCACUUGAUAUAUUUAAAAUGCAGGCUAGCAACGAUUCACUAUCAGUUCUUACACCAAAUAUAAGUGGAUCGCCAGCUGUUUUAUUAACUCCUGGACGUACAAGAAACAUCGCUCAAGAUAUGGAAGCGUUAAGGCUUUCUAGACAAGACAAUCCAUAUUUACAGCAAGUUAUGGCUAGCAGAGAGAGUUUAAUUGAAAGCCAUGCGGAAGAAUGUGAAUCAGACGAUACAAUACUAAUGUCACAGGAGUUUGGCAGUGCAGCUUUAGAUUUCGUCGAAGAUGAUCCCAUGACCCUUAAGGAGGUCCACGAACACUUAAUACGAUCACCACCACCGACAAGUUGUUGGCCACACGACUCACUGUCGUACCGCGCAUCCAGUGCGUUCGACUUCGCAGACACACCCGUCUCGUAUAGUGCUUACUCGGUCAAUUCCCAGGAAAAGGAGUUGUUACCGUCACGUUCUCCACGCCGCGGUACCAGGAGUGAAGAAUCGAAGAACAAUAACACACCGAGUCGACCUCGGUCUUCUAGAUCGGUUUCUCCUAGGUCACAUGACCUGACCUUGUGUGGCCGUCCUUUGUCAUUACCGGGUGAAAGUCAUCUCCGUACUGCACUCAGUAAAAAACCAAAUGCGCCACAGACGGACAGGUUUUCCAUAUUACAACAUCCAAGACCUCUGCGACGGCCCCACACUAACCGCCGAGACGAGGACAGCGUUAAAUUAGUCCAAGAUUGCGACAAGGCGGUUCCUCACCGGCAUUAGUGAUUACACCGCUUCAUCCAACAACUGACUCGACUGCAGGCGAAUGCUCAAAAUCAAAUUUUAGAUUAUUACAGCAAGUGCUGCCGGUGAGGGACCUGGGUUUUCCUGUGAUUAUUAUUUAUAAUACGUAUACUUAAAUGUUUGAAAGAUUUUAAUAUUAUGGAUUUGUUUAUUAAUUUGUUGUAAUAAAAAAAAAACUUUUGUGUUAUUUGUUAAAGAUAAAAAUCGGAUAAAUAUUUUUAUUUAAAAUAUAAUAUAUAUUCUUUUACAUUUUCCCUUAAUUUAAUAAGGUUGAAUAUAUAGUUUACUUCGUACAUUAUGUAUAAUUGUUUCUUUACAAACGUUCAAUAUUCGUGCUAAUAGUGAUAAGGCUAAAAGAUUAUUCCGUUUUGUAAAUUAAAUAUGUAUAAGGUAGUUUUAAAACUUACUUAUAUAUUACAUAAAGAGACCAUUAAAUAUGUAUAAUAUUUAAAAAAAAAAUCUUACAUUAUAUAAAUAAUAAUAGGUGUUGCCAUUUAUUUUAAUUUUAUAAAUUUUGUUUUUACGCACAUCUAAACAUUCCAAAGUAAUUACAAAUUUACCCUAAUAGUAGUUAUAUUUGUCAUUUUUUUGUGAAUUAUUGAGUAACUUCAAUUUAUUAAGGUGUUUCUGAGUUGUAAUUAUGGGAAUAUUUUGAAGUAAAACUUCUUUGGACGCGAUUAGUAAAUUUUCAUGUUCGACGAUUGCAACGUUUUCGUAAGUGUCGUAUUGACGUAAUAAAGGUUUCAGUGUUCACGUGUACUGAGUUGCACGCGCUUUAUUUUAUUUUUUUAAAUUAAACUAUAGUUAAAGACCACAGACAACCUAUAGGGUGAUCACGCGAGCUUACAUGCGCAGAGACGCUGAGAAUGUUGUGUUGUUUUAUCUUUAUAAAUGUUAAGUUGAUUUAAAUACUCAUUAGCGUUAAGAAAGUCGGUGUAGGAUAUUCGUAGAUUAAAAAUGGAAGCACAAAUAUAUUGUAGUUGACACUAAAAUUUAAAAAAAGGACCGUGGAUUUAUAAUGCAUUAUAUUUUGAAUGAGUUUUUGAUAAGUUUAGUCCAAUUUGUUAAUUAAAAAUAAUGACGAUUUUAAUAAUAACCAAAUAAAAUAAAAAUUAAAUUCUAAAAUUAUGUAGUUUUUCCA